AUGGGUAAUUCUGGGAGUAAAAUUAACUUUCGCAAAGCAGUAAUCGAACUUACAACGAAGAAAUCAAAAGUGGAAGAAGAUGCGUUUUGGGAAGAGUUAUGGGCUUCCAAUAUAAACUGUGCUGCAGAUGUUUUUGCACUGAUCACAGCAGACGAUAUCCGUUCAUUGCGUGAUAAUUCUCCAAACAAUCUGGCAGCUCUAUGUUAUAAAACUGUGGAUCGAAUAACGAUAGCCUGUAACUCCCCAUCAACCAUAUCGUCAACAAAGGUACUGAAUUGCAUACGACUUCUAACAAGAGUUUGUCCAUAUUUAUUCGAAGAUUCGGACUGGAAAGGUUUUUUUUGGUCAUUACCACCAGCAGAAGAAAACGAACAAUUUCCCCAUCAACCAUUAGCAUGCACACUGAUAUCUGCACUUACCGAUCUACUCUUUUGUCCAGAAUUCACUGUUUCUUCUCUAAAAAGUCAUCAGGGAGGGUCAGACGAUUUAAGUGCUAUUGACAGCUGUGAAUAUAUAUGGGAGGCUGGUGUUGGUUUUGCGACGAGACCGCCGCAAAUAGCAGAGCAUGAUCAGCGACGGGCCGAAAUUCUUAAACUUUUACUUACAUGCUUUUCAGAAGUCAUUUAUGUCCCAGUUAUUGAUGAAAAUAGGAUGAGAUGGAUAGCGAGAUUUACAUCGGCAGAAAAUCGUCAUGUUCUACCGCUUUUUACUUCCCUGCUUAACGUAGUUUGUGCAUAUGAUCCGAUUGGUUAUGGCGUACCUUAUAAUUAUUUAUUGUUUACGGACAGCAGAGAACCGCUUAUGCAGAUUGCAUUACAAGUGCUUAUUGUGUGCCUGGAUAGUGAGACACAAUCAUCCGUCAAGAAGAACGAGUAUGCUGACAAUUUUUUCAUUAAUUAUCUAUCAAGAAUUCAUCGCGAGGAGGACUUUGAGUUCAUGUUGAAAGGCAUGACUCGUUUGUUGACAAAUCCAUUAGUUGCUACGUACCUUCCGAGUUCCACCAAAAAAAUAACAUGCCAUCAGGAGCUCCUUGUUUUGCUUUGGAAAUGCUGUGAGUAUAAUCAGAAAUUCAUGUUUUAUUUAUUGAAAACGAGUGAUGUUCUGGAAGUGCUUGUUCCGAUAUUAUUUCACGUUAGUGCUUCUCGCAAUGAUCCAGCUCGUGUUGGUUUGAUACAUAUGGGUGUUUUCAUCAUUUUGUUGUUAAGCGGUGAGCGAAACUUUGGUGUACGUUUAAAUAAACCCUACACUCCACGGGCAGCUAUCGAUGUACAAUCAUUCACUGGAACACAUGCAGAUUUACUUAUUCUUGUGUUCCACAAGCUAAUAACCACGGGCAAUCACCGAUUGCAGUCACUUUUCGAUUGUCUUUUAACAAUUAUUGUAAACGUGUCACCGUAUUUGAAAUCCAUUUCGAUGUUUGCAGCGAAUAAGCUUAUUCAUCUUAUUGAGGCUUUUUCAACCCCUUGGUUUUUGUUUUCAUCACCGACAAAUCACCUUCUUAUCUUUUUCCUCCUUGAAGUUCUCAAUAAUAUUAUUCAAUAUCAGUUCGAUGGAAAUUCAAAUUUGGUGUAUACUAUCAUUCGAAAACGCCAAGUAUUUUAUCAGCUGGCAAAUCUUUCGUCUGAUUCGGCAUAUAUCAUGAAAAUGCUGCAGGGGCGCAAGGGACGUAAAAGUGCUGCGGUUACUGAAUCAAAGUCAUCAAUUGUUGACGGGAAACCUGUCGGUG
Molecule: messenger RNA, 1726 nt
Organism: Cercopithifilaria johnstoni
Lineage: Eukaryota; Metazoa; Nematoda; Chromadorea; Rhabditida; Onchocercidae
Source: the annotation of a GenBank genome assembly